Molecule: messenger RNA, 968 nt
Organism: Eruca vesicaria subsp. sativa (arugula)
Lineage: Eukaryota; Viridiplantae; Streptophyta; Magnoliopsida; Brassicales; Brassicaceae
Source: the annotation of a GenBank genome assembly
CUUUUCUAAUUCUCUCUUGCAGCCUCCUCAGAUAUUGAAAUUGAGAUUGGUUUACAAAGAAGAUCAAAAAUAAAAAAAAUGGAGACUCCACUAUCAACAAAAAAAAUCUCUGAAUCGCAGACUAUCUUUUCUACCAAAAACUCUGAUUCGUCAAGCAAAACAGAGGAUUCAAGCUUUCUCCAAAAGAAAAACAUCAACCCACAAGAAGACAGAUCUGCACUACUCGACAUAACAAACGACUCACCGAUCGUGGGUCUAGCGAUGCAGACUCCUCCUACAGGACUCAUGUGUAAGAAGAGACAGAACAGCAGAAUCAUCAUCAAGAGCACACCUGGUUCCGGUGAAGCUCUCUUGAGAGGACAAGUCAAAACACUUUUGGAAAAAGUUGAGGAAGGAACAGAGCUUACUACUACUACUACCCAUUUGAUAAAGUCUCCCCCUUUCAUCCAUCUCGUCACUUCUCCGAUGAGACUUCUUGCUCCAACUCCAGCAAACACUCCUCAAUUUCCAAUCUUUUCAGAUGAUCAGGUCAAGAUCAAGAUCGCGUCUCCGGUUCUUGCGGGAGACUUGAGAGCAUCUUCUCAGGUAAGGUAUGUUGAUGGGAGUUUGAAGGGGAGCGAUGUGUUUGAAGAGAGUAUGAGUAUAAGUCGUUCUUUGCUGUUUGAUUUCACGGAUAAGUCAUCAUCAUUAUUGGAGGAUGAAGAAGUGGAGAUGAUGAGUGUUGAGAAGAGACAAGGUGAGUUUGCAGGGAAACAUAGAAGAUUUGUUGUGUACAACAAUGACGAUGAUGAGAUCAUAGAGGCCAAAAGAGUUUGCUUCUGAAGAAGAGUCUCUUUUUACUAAACAAUAAUUUCCCCAAUAAUUGUAUUAUCGGCGCUGCUUUGUAUUUUGGUCACCAGAGAGUGAUUUCAAACACAGUUGUGAUUUCUUGGCCCAAUAAGGGCCCAUUAAUGAGACUAACAGGACAA